Messenger RNA from Talaromyces stipitatus ATCC 10500, 1731 nucleotides. Its product is annotated as fumarylacetoacetate hydrolase family protein. The transcript has 3 exons. NCBI's taxonomy places the organism in Eukaryota, Fungi, Ascomycota, Eurotiomycetes, Eurotiales, Trichocomaceae. The record is from RefSeq and is a predicted model, not a curated record. Gene Ontology annotation, molecular function: catalytic activity. The coding region runs from base 120 to 989 and encodes 289 amino acids.
AGUGUACUUUCAUAACUCCAUCUUGAUGUAGAUAUACUAUGUAGGAUUAAAUUGGACGCAAACUGCUUCUGAUAUAUUUUAUAUGGUAUCGAUCUAUUGAAUUGUUUCAGCGUUGCACAAUGUCUACAUUCACGCGUCUAGUCCGCUUCCUGGCCAAGGAUGGUCAAAUAUACUAUGGCGACGCCAUCCUUCCCUCCGGAAAGGCUGAUAUCUCUCAAAUCACAAAAGCCAGAGUCAUCAAGGGAGAUAUAUUCGGAGAGCACCAGGUCACAGAUCAGGUUGCCGAAGUCAAGCUCCUUCUAGCGCCAUUGGCUCGCUCCGACAUCAAGACAGUGCGAUGUUUGGGAUUGAACUAUGAGCAACAUGCGAUAGAAUCCAAUGCACCCAUUCCUAAAUACCCUGUUUUGUUCUACAAACCCGUUACAUCAAUUGCCGGGCCGAAUGAUGACAUCCCUGUUUCGUAUAUGGCUCAAGAAGGGGAAGGGCUGGACUAUGAAUGCGAGCUUGUCGUUGUCAUUGGCAAGGAAGCAAGAGACGUUUCGGAGUCAAAAGCCCUAGACUAUGUAUUGGGAUAUGCGGUUGGCAAUGACGUUUCUCAUCGCGACUGGCAGAUCAAGAAAGGUGGUGGCCAAUGGUCAUUGGGGAAGGGGUUUGAUGGUUGGGCACCCUUUGGACCGGGUAUUGUUUCGUCGAAACUGAUCCGUGAUCCAAAUACGCUGGACAUUUCUACGAAACUUAAUGGGAAGAUUGUCCAGUCGUCAAACACGAAGGAUCAGAUCUUUGGUGUUGCAAAGACCAUUGCCUUCAUUUCUCAGGGCACUACAUUGUUACCUGGAGAUGUUAUCUUCACCGGAACUCCUCAGGGUGUAGGCAUGGGCAGGAAACCCCAGCUUUGGUUGAAAGAUGGUGAUCACGUUGAAGUGUCUCUCCAGGACGUUGGAACGUGCUCCAACCGUGUAAUCUUUGACAAGCCCACUGCCAAACUUUAGAUUGUUGAUUGAAAGCGGGUAGCUAUUAAUUCGAUAGCAUGAUUAUUUUGCAAACUCUGAGGUAAUGGGUCAACCGGCAGAAUCAUAAUAGUAUUUCUAUCAAAAACCGUAGCCAUCCCAUAUACAUUCUCAAUCCUAGUUCACCUGUGUGCCAUAUCCACGGAUGGCCUCAGCAAAUGCCCAGCUUUGCGAUUCUAACUUUUCCUUGUUCUUGACCUCAACGCCAUCCUUAGUGAUAACUGCAAGUGUGUAUUGAUCCAAGCUUCGGGCAUCUCUGUAGAACAAGACUCUCAUGCAAUCUCUCAAAGCUUGAAUGGCUUGCUCCUUUGAGAUAUUCUCGAUCGGCGUAUCCUCCGGGAAAAGACGACGAAGGAUGGGGACGGCUAAAUGAGCACCAAACCCGGUUGCAAGGUGAGGCCCGCUGAAGGUAGUUCCGAGCAAAUCGGCAGAGCUGAGGAAGGGGCUGCCAUCGCUAUCGAAUCCUGCAACCAGUAUGUGGUUCCACAAAGGGUUCAUCUCAGAUCGACGUUUGUAGAAAACCUUGGCAAGGUAAGUGUGUAGAUUCUUGGCAUUGAGUGUGCUGCCGGUAGCUGUGUAGUUCUCUCGGAUCUGAAUAGAGCCCAACAGACGGUCGAUGUACUGCAUGUCGGACACGUCACCACCAAAGCCCACGAUAGCCGCAUCAUCGAAGGUACGAAUACGGUUUACAUCGGUGAACCGAGCGAGUGAUCCGUAGGAUGCU